This is a messenger RNA of Lindgomyces ingoldianus, 619 nucleotides long. RefSeq lists its product as uncharacterized. The coding region runs from base 44 to 619 and encodes 191 amino acids. The transcript has 4 exons. NCBI's taxonomy places the organism in Eukaryota, Fungi, Ascomycota, Dothideomycetes, Pleosporales, Lindgomycetaceae. Gene Ontology annotation, biological process: transmembrane transport. Gene Ontology annotation, molecular function: transmembrane transporter activity. The record is from RefSeq and is a predicted model, not a curated record.
GUUGCUCACGCUAUUCGCCUACUUUGGGAUCGUUGUUCACGGGAUGUUCUUGUGGUCGGCACUAUAUUACAUGCCAUUGUACUUUGAAGCAGCUAAGAGCCUUUCUCCAAAGAUGUCAGGGGUCGCUCUCUUCCUAUGCGCGUUUACAACCAGACCCGCCCAGCUGCUGUUGACCUCAUCAUUGAGAAAACUGGCCGAUGGCAGCCUUGGUCUUGGUAUCCUCUAUCGAGUGAUGAUUUUCGCCAUCCAAGCCAGCUCAAGCAACAUGUGUCUUUUAUUUGCCGCUGUUUUAUACUCUUUCUUCCGCAAUUUCGGACAGAUGUUAGGAUUUGCCGUCGGAGAGACUGUCUUUCAAAAUCAGGUUAACAAGAAGUUGUUUUCGUAUCUAGAGCUCAAACAGGAUGCAGUUCUGCUUAGUAAGGACGCUUCAGCACUUGUGGAGGUAAUUAGGGCAUUAUCAGUCAUCUUACAUGGAUGCUUUAAGAGUAGUAUGAGUUAUUAUGACGGGUCUGACUGUGCGGCGUUUUUUCUCAGUGUCGCAUUUACAAUGGCGAAGACACUUGAGAGGGAAUUAGGAACAGACCAGGGUUUCUUAUACAAUGGACGCUAUCUAUCGUAG